Bactrocera oleae (olive fruit fly) is the source of this 1956-nucleotide messenger RNA. The record is from RefSeq and is a predicted model, not a curated record. Lineage: Eukaryota; Metazoa; Arthropoda; Insecta; Diptera; Tephritidae.
AUCAUCUGCAACUUUUAUAGCCAUUUUGUAUCGAAAGAAGAUUAGAUUAAUUUUGAUUAACGACGGCUUUUAGAAAAGAUUAUUUCCUAAAUGUAAAUAGUUAGUUAAAACUUCAAUUGUGUCCUUUGUUUUUGGGGAAACUUAAUAAAUUGCUAUUUAAACUAUCAAUAUUACUUUAGAUCAAGAAGUGUAGGCGAAUAUCUUUGUUAUUUCAGCUAUGAGAUAUGCAGUUCUAAUGAUUUAAUGCAGUUCUGUGUUACUUCUACAACUUCCUUAUAAUUAUACGCCAUACAGCGAUCGGUUUAGACGUGCUGCGUACACAUUGAAUUCUUUAAAGCUCUCUAUAGAUAAAUUAAGUGAAAAUAGUUGAGUAUAAAAAAUUAACAAAGGCAAGAUGUCAGCGACAACAGUGGCGCCUACAAAAGGUAAUGCCGAAUUGGUAACGUUUAAAAGCACAACGGAAACGACUAAUAAGGAUGGUGCAGCCAAUGGCGCAACGAAUGCUGAACGUCAAGUUCCCCCAUGGCUAAAAGUGGAAUUAUUUGUAAAUCUGCUGCAGAAAAACUUACCGAAUUUUAAGAGUAUUAAAAAUUUCACUGCCAAACUCUCGGAAGGCGUUGGCGAAAAUUACGCCACACUCUUGGCCUCGGUGAAUUUAGAUGCAGAGCUUGAAGAUGGAAAAAUACAAAAUUAUUCUUAUAUGAUCAAAUUGCCCAUUGAAACGGUGCAGAAAUUGAAUAGUCAUAAUAUUUUUGAUACAGAAAUUGUCAUGUAUAAAGAUGUGAUACCGGAAAUGGAGAAAAUGUAUAGUGAUGCAGGUGUUGAAGUGAAAUUCACAACAAAAUAUUAUGAACUGGAGACGCCAUCCGAAUUCGGCGUUAUACUGAUGGAGGAUUUACGUCCGCAUGGCUUCAAAAAUGUCAACCGUUUGGAAGGUUUCGACAUGGAACACACGAAGAGCACACUGAAAAAAUUGGCACAAUGGCAUGCCGCCUCAGCGGUGCGUGUUGAAACCAAGGGACAAUAUCCGAAAAUAGUUGCUAAUGGAAUAUUUACAGAGGACUUCUUACAAAUAAUGCAAGAGAUAAGUAACUCUUCGAGGGAAUUGUAUAUGGAAUGUGUGCGCACGUAUGAAGGUCAUGAAGAAUACUACGAUAGUUUGCAACGAAGCCGUGAGAACUUUUUUGACGAAUUUUGUUCGCUGUUGAAGAUCGAUCCAAAUGAGUUCAACGUUUUAAAUCAUGGUGAUUUUUGGGCCAACAACAUUAUGUUCCAACAUGAUGACGCGGGUAAACUUAAGGAAACAUAUUUCAUCGACUUUCAGUUGACGCGUUAUGGUUCACCGAUAAAUGAUCUGUAUACUUUGCUGCUGUCGUCAACAAACUUGGAUAUAAAGUUAAAACAUUUCGAUUAUUUUAUUAAAUACUAUCAUGAUAAUUUGAUUGAGUGCUUGAAAUUACUGAAAUAUCCCAAAAAAUUACCCAAUGUAAAGGAACUCCACAUAGCCUUACUUAAAUAUGGCACUUUUGCCAUGAACACAAUUACUAGUCAUUUGUCCAUCGUGCUACUCGAUCCAACUAAGGCAGCUGAUAUAAGCAAUUUAAUUAGCAAUACAGAAGAGGGCAUGGCAUUUAAAAAGGUGAUGUAUACAAAUCUACGUUAUCGGAGACACAUUGAAGCGCUACUUCCUUGGCUUUAUAAUCGUGGUGCCUUUUAGUGAUAAAAUAGGGUACAAGAAGUUGAUCCUUAUAUUAUUGAUUUAUGUAGCCAGAAUAUACACGUAUAGCAAAUAUUUAAUUUUAAUUGAAAUAAAAAUAUAUGCAUACGAAAUUAAGUUUAAUUAAUUUUCAAUUGUGAAAGUUGUUUUUGGUUCAAUGAAGGAAGCUAUUGUACUUUAUAAAUUUUAUGAGAAUAUGAAAAACACAAACUAAAAUAAAUAAUAAUAACAGCGUUAAA